Molecule: messenger RNA, 7230 nt
Organism: Musca domestica (house fly)
Lineage: Eukaryota; Metazoa; Arthropoda; Insecta; Diptera; Muscidae
Exons: 16
Coding region: 226-3543 (1105 amino acids)
Biological process (GO): regulation of proteolysis; proteasome-mediated ubiquitin-dependent protein catabolic process
Cellular component (GO): nucleus; cytoplasm
Molecular function (GO): ubiquitin protein ligase binding
Source: RefSeq, a predicted model, not a curated record
AAUUUUCAUUUAAAUAAAAUUUAGUGUUAAAAUGUCAGAGGAUUCCCUUUGAGAAAUAUAUCCCAGAGAAAAUAAAAAAAAAACCCCAUUGAAGUGUGGUAGUUGAAUCGCCCCCCUCUCUCACCUCACCGCUGUAUGUAUCUCGCCCACUCUAUUUAUUAUUCAUGUUAAGACACUAGCAGGAGACGAAGAAGAAGAAGCAGCAGCAGCAGUUUUAGCAGAGCUAUGGCAGCUGUUGAACAUACCUUUCACGGCACAUGGGAGAUUGUUUCCUGUACAUUUGAAGGCAAAAAGGAAAUAUCCGGUUUAGAAGGAAUAAAAUUCCGUUUGGACGACACCAGUGACAUAACGUGGUACAAUGAUUUGGUCAGCCCUUUGCCGGAAUCCAAAGACUGUGGCAGUUGUUGUGAUUCGGCCAGCGUCCUUUUCAGCUGUGAAACAUUUGAGAUCAAUGAGCAGAAUCCACGUUUGAUAUUUGGUGCUUUUGCCGGUCAUAGUAUUGAAUUUAAUACCACAACCCUCUGCCCCUCGGACACCUUGAUUCUGUACUGUGAGAAUUGGUAUGCAGUGGAAUGUAAAAGAUUAAAAGAGGGACAAGCAGCGGGGCAAGAGAAGGAGUUUUCAUUUGGUGAAGCACUGCAGGAAUCCUAUUUUACCGAUGUCAUAAUCAAAAGUUCGGAUGGAUGUGAGUACCACGUUCAUGCCGCCAUUCUACGGCUAAAUGGCUUCGAUUGCAGCAUGUGUGUCCAUCACACCAGCACCAUAUCCAUACCUCAGGCCGUGUGUCGGACCCAGGAUAGUUUAAUGCCUGCGAAAGCCAAAGAAAAUGCCAGCCUUCCCAAUUCACCAAAUCCCAUCAAGAUAUCAGUUACUUUACCUAGCACGGGCAAUAAUCAAACCUCAUCCACAACAUCCGGGGAUGAUCAUCAGAAAUCUUUACCCCGCCUCAAUUUAUCACCCAUUUAUCUGCAACCACCUACGGAGUAUGGUGUUGGCAGUACAACAACUGGCCUGAAAACACAACAACAACAGCAUCAUCAUCACCACCAACUAUCUUCCUCCUUUAACUGCCUAUCGACGACAGCAAAACCUCUGCAGAAUGGUAGCAGUCAAAAUCUACUUAACAUUGAGGGAGGUGGUGGCAUGCGUCGCUUUCCACCCACCUCACACUCCGACUCCCAUCUGGAAUCUCACAAACUCCAACCUCAAGCGAAAAAUAUUUUCAAUUUUUGUCAGGAUUUGAUGUUGCAACAAACGGUGGAAGUGUGUAGUUCGGGUGGUUGUAAUACCCGAAGACCUCCGCUAUCACCUUUUCGGGCCCGAAGUCCCUCUCCCUUUCCCAGUUCCAUGGAUACACCGCCCUCUUCGCCUUUAACACCCGUGGCAGUGCUCUACGACUUGCCGGCAUUCCUAUUGACACCAAUCCUGCAUUGGCUUUACACUGAGUCCCUGAUGCCCGACAUGAGCGAGGAUGUGUGUGAAAAACUUAUCAAUUUCGCUGAGGCUCAACCGUCACUGAUGAAGCUGGCCGAACCGGCAAAGAAAUAUUUGAAAAUGAUCAAAUUGAAGAAGUUUGUUGUUAAUAUCAUAAUGGAUUUGCAUAGCAUCUUGAAUCGUGUCAUCCAGACCAUCAAUCCAGUAACAAUAUCACAUGAACCCGCCUUACUUUAUGCCACAUUUAAGGAUAGUUUAAGAGAAUGCUCUAUAGGAUGUGCCAAAAUUUUACAAUUUUGCAAUAUAUUUAUUAAGGAUGCCGCCGAUAUUGCACGUUAUCAAAAGAAUGAAAUCAUCAAAUAUGUCCGCACUCGAAUACCCAUUUUUAUGUCACAACUACAUCAGCUGCUGCGUAACAUUUUGAAUGUAUUUUUAAGUCUAACGCCUGACGAAAAAGAUGAAUUAGCUAAUUACUUAGUACCUGAGAUUGAAAAAACUUUAUUGAUUUUAACUAGUGUGAUAGAAGAAAUCAAAAAUUCUUUAGAGAAAAUGUGUAAAGACUUAAAAUGCUCACAUUUAGAUUUAUCGAUGAAAUAUGCAACAGAUGAUGCUGUUGCCAUGCAAAUACAAAAUAAUACCUUUAUAACGGCAAAUAAUCCUAUGGAUGAUGCUAGCACGGUUACGACACUCUUCAGUCAGCCACCAUUGUCGCCUAGACCACGACGGGGACCACCCAUCGGUUUGACGUUGUAUGAUAAUCCGACGGAUAAACAGCGACUAAUGAGUGCCGAAAAUGAUUUGAAAUUCGUUUUGUAUAUGUACGAAGUAAGGAAAAUGAGAGAUAUAUAUGGUCGAAUAUCGGCUGCCUUGGAGAUAAUUAGAGAUAAGAAGACCACCUAUUGUGAAAUGGAUUUCCUAAGCAAACGCAGUACCAUCAAUCAAAAUCUAGAACAGCUAAUUGUGGAUAUUCCAACGUACAUAUUGAUUAUGGAAAAUCUCUCAGAUCGCUUGGAAGAGAAGUUGGGAUGGAAGGAGUUUAAAUUCUGUUUCAAAUUGGCAACAUCGCAAAUUAAUGGCGUAAUUGUGAAAAUAUUUGAUCAUAAAUCGGCUUUGAAGGAUGCCAUGAGUCAGAUCUGUAAAUUGGUCCAGAAGCAAGAAUUUACACACACCCUGAUCGAGCUUGGCCUAUUGGAACCAUCGAAUAUAUUGGAGAGUGAAUUGAAAACAUUACAAAGUGAAGAUACAUUUGAGCUGACCUUGGAUCCCUUGGUUAUGGAGCGAACGCAUGAUUAUGACUACAAUAGUGUGAAGCUUAAUCUCAUACGCCAUCUAUGCGAACCGCCCAUAGCUGCCAGUAGUAAUCUAUCGAAAAAUGCUUUGCGGCUUCUACACUCGGCUCAACUAUCGGAUAUGGAAUUUGAAGUUCACAUGUAUGCACCGCAACAGCAGGACAGCCAGGCGCCUGGUCUCAAUGGAAUAAAUAAAUCCGAAAUAGAUAUACAGCUGAUGGCAUCACAUAAAUCAUCAAUACAAGUGCAUACUUUUAGGGCGCAUCGGGUUAUUGUGGCAGCACGAUGUGAAUGGUUCAAAAAGGCACUGAUGUCCGGCAUGCAAGAGAGUUUGACGAGAAAAAUCAUCGUCACCGAUUGCUCUCCGGUGAUCUUUCGUCGCCUUUUGCUGUAUCUAUAUGGUGCUCCCAUUGACAAGACUGUGGGUCCAGAACAUAUCUGUGAAUUAAUGCUAUUGGCUGAUAAAUAUUCCAUAGAUGAUUUGAAGGAAUUGUGUGAAAAUACCUUAAAUUCUCAAAUCGAUGAACAUUCGGUGUUGUGUCUAUUGGGUAUUGCCGAUCAUUACAUGGCCACAGCGUUGAAAUCCAAGUGUCUUUCGUUUCUCUCACAAAAUUCACAUUUGACAAAGGCUGCUAUGUUUAAGGAGUUAUCAAGGCCAUUACAGCUUGAAGUUAUGGAUUUAAUACACUGGUAUGGCCGCGUAUCGGAGCCAUGGUCUGAUACGGGUGGCUUCAAGCCGCGCAGCACCUCCCGGCACAGUCUCAAGAGUCCCUCGAAGCCCCGUUCACGUUCCAGAAAAUCAUCACCCUCCUUUAUGUGACACUGACUUUUAAGGCUUAGGGGUAAUUAAAUGUAUGGUAAUCUAAAUGGAAAUCAAAGAUCGAAACUAUAGAUAUUUUUGAAAUUACACAAUUGAUGGUGAAGUGGAGGCAAGAUUGGAGCACUUAUAAGAGACUAAUUAAAAAAAAAAAAAACAUUAAUUUACGAACUUUGAAAAUUCGAUCUAAUUGAUAGAAAUUUUUACCAUUUUUAGAGAAGAUACCAGAAGCAGUGGCCCAUAUUUGACAUUUUCCAUCGGGCCUAUUUUUAUACCCUACAACACCAUGUGUUGGGGGUAUUAUAAGUUUGAUUGGGCCAAAAAUUAUGUAACACCUCGAAAUAUUGGUUUCCACAUAGGAAAGUAUAUAUGGAUCUUCCUAUCUCGCCGAGCUGAGUCGAUCUAGCUAUAUAUGUCCGUCCGUCCGUCUGUCCAUGUUAAUUUGUAAUCACUCUACAGGUCGCAAUUAUGGCCCGAUCUUCACGAAAUUUAGAAUGGAGGUGGAGGUGGCUAGGGCCAGAAUAUAACCCUAUUGCUUUUGGAGAUGAUCGCAUAAUAUUUAGGGGUCGAAAUGGACCAAAACUGAAAAAUUUCCUGAUUUUGCAGUUGCUCUACAGGUCGCAAUAAUAGACUUAUCGAUGCCGAAUUUAGCAUGGAGCUAGAGCUUAGGGCUGGGCAGAAGUCUUCAAACUGCAAAAAAACUGCAACAAAGUCAAACGCCAUAAUUUUUACAUUUUUUUUUUUAAAUUUUAUUGAAUGAAAGCUAAAAAAUAUCGGAAAUAGCAUUUUAGAAUAAGUUUAGAUUUGUGCGAAUUGAUCACCUUUGGCACGAAUUAUAGCCCUCAAACGGCCAAUGAAACCGUCACACGCUGCUCGAAUGUUGCUCUGUGGUAUUUUGGCCCAUUCCCGGCGAAGCGCUUAGUGCCAACCUUGCUUUCCAAAAUACUCCAAACACAAUAGUCCAACGGAUUGGUAUUCGGAGAUUUUGGUGGCCAUUGUGCGCUGAAAAUAAAGCGAGGAACCUCAUUUUGUAACAAUUCUUUGGUGGCGCGUGCUGAGUGCGAUGGAACCUAGUCCUUAAUACACCCUCCAGAACAUUUUUGAGAUAAUAUUCCGCAAUUAUUCUGAUGCCAAGGUCGAUUAAUAGGAGCGGAGAGCGACCAUCGGAUGUUAUGGCGGCCCACACCAUCACCAUGGCCGACGCUUGAGUUCUGGUGGCCAACCGAAGGAUCACAUUUUCAGCUGACCUCUUUGGCAAUUAAACACGAUCAUUUUGUUUGUUUACAGACUGCUGGACAACGAAUUUUUUCUCAUCGGAGAAAACCAAUUUCGGCAAUUCACCACUUUCCGCAAUUUACCAAAAGAAGCAAAUCUUUAGCUCUUUUGAGUCUAUUUUCUUUCUGUUGCCGUGUAAGUUCUUGCUCUUUUUGGAAUUUCAAUGGCUUUACCCCGAGAUCAUUUUUCAAUAUUUGCCAAAUGGAAUAUUGCGAUAUGUUCAGCUCAUGAGCCAUUUUUCGGUCACUGCGACGCGGGUUUCGAUCAAGUCGCUUCUUUAUUUUUCGAACCAUUUCUGCUGAUGUUGCUGUUUUCUUCCGCCCAUCAGUAUAACGGUAACGAGCGAUGGUACGAGACACAAAAGAUUUAUUCACAUUUAGAUGCUGGAGUGCUCUAACAAUAGCCACUUGUGGUUUUCCAGCCAAAUAUAAAGAUAUCACAAUAUCACGCUAGAAUUUUAUCACGAAUAACUUUUUUUGUGUAAAAUUCUCACCAAAAUGCUUUUGUACGCUUGUAAACAAUAUAAUGAACUGUCACUGGAAUAAUGAAGUUGGUUGCAGUUUUUUCAUCUCACCCUGUAAUUGUACGAAAAGUACUAAAUAGUGCUAAAUUUGAUAUUUGAUGAAGGGAAAGAGCUGAAAUCUUGGAAUUUAAUUAAGGUAACACUCUUGGUGUCUGUUAAGAUAUGGAUGUGAUCUUGGAAAUGCGACUACAAUUGUGCGAAAAGUACUAAGUGGUAUUGGGUGAAACAGUAGCGCAGGGCCUCAAUUCUUGUUCUAUAGAAAUGUGAAAUGAAAACAUUUAUAAAGGAAAGAAAUGUCAAUUGAAAAAUUUUAUAAAGGAAUUUCGAUCGGGUCGAAUCUUUAAUACCAUCCACCAUUUGAAAUAAACUUGAAAAAAAAAAUGGGGGCUAUACGAAGGAGGCCCUCUCUACAAAAAGGGAGGUACUUUUAAACAGGGGCUACACCAAAACGUUGACCUGCACAGACAAUUUUCAGUCAUUGGCUGUAGUAUCCAUUACGAACUUCAAAUACCAAAUUUGAAACAUUUCCGGUGAAUAAUGUCGCUAAAAAUCACCAAACUACCAAAAAUAGGGAUGUAUUAUUAUAUGGGGGUUAUACCAAAAGACAGACGAGCAUUCGACAAAGAAUUUUAUGCUGAUCAAGAAUAUAUAUACUUUGUGGGGUCUAAAAUGUAUGUUUCGAGGUGUUACAAACGGAAUGACAAACUUAAUAUACCCUCCAUAUUUUGGUGGAGGGUAUAAAAAUAAUUGUUAAAUAUGUCAAAUAAGUGUUCAUUCCAAAUUUGUAGGAUAUUUCGGUACAUUUUUUUGGUACUGGUGUAAUAUCUGCUGGUGAAAUAUCGGCUGCAGUCACUUUUGAAAUAAAUCAAAAUAACACCUCUUUCAUAAAUCACUACCUACAUUAAGCGCUAUUUUUUUUUUUUUUUUGUCUAAAAAUGAAUUUUUUCCAUGAUUAAAUCUACUCUACUCUUUUUCUAAAGAAAAAUUUUCCUAAGCAAAAUUUUACAAGUGUCAACAUCUUGCCUUCACCACAAUGACAUGGAAUGUUUACAGGUUUAAGAUAAAGCAAUUGUUUUGGAAUUCGAUUUUUUUUCUAAUUAUGUUUAUUAUGAGUGUUAUAUUUAAAAUGCAAAAGAAAUGAAAAAUAAAAAAACUAAUAAUAUUUUAAAUAGAUGACAACAACAAAUUACUAUGUGUAAUUAAGAAAUACAAUUAUAUAUUUUACAAACCAAAAAAAUUAGAAAUAGCAACAAUUAUCACAAUAAAAUUAAAAAAAAUCCCAUAAAAAAAUAAAUCAAAUCAUUGUUCAUGCUGCACUGUUGUUUUUUAGUUUUACAACAACAAAACAGAAAUUUAAUAAAAAAAAUCAGCAAUUAAAAAAUAUAUUUAAUAACUCUAACAGCAAUCACUGAACAUCCCUCCUAUGAAAUACAUACUCACUCAGCAAAUAAAAAUCAAAGCUCACCCAGAAAACAUACAUAUCCAAGCAAAACGAUUUUUUCGCCUCUAAUUAAUGUACCUUAAAUUUAAAAUGUUUUUUCGGUCUUCUUUAAAUGUAUAACUAACAAAAAAUAAUCUAGAAAACAAAUAUUGAAAUAAUUUUUUUUAAUUAAAAAAAUCAAACACAAGAAUUUAUUAAUUCCAAAGAGAAACUAAUCAUAAGCUAUUAAAUUAAAAUCACUAAUACUACUACUGCUACUAGUAAAACACAUAAUCGUACAUAUUUAUACACAUACAUACACAUAUAUUUUCGGUGUCAAAACUCAAAAACACGAAACAAAUCAAACUCAGAUUUCAUCGACAUUAUUAUAAUUGUAUUUUUUUAUAUAUGUAUUUGUUUUUAUUCUUCUUCUUGUUUUCCAACUAUACUCAAAGUUUAUAUUUAUAAUAAA